AUGGGACAAGAGCACGGCCAUCGACGGCUCUCGGCUAAGCUGCUGUCGCACAAUCUGCUGGACCGCUCGGCCCACCAAGACCCUGGCAGGACCUCGAUCCCGAUGAAGCCCGAGGCGCAGGGGGUCGUGCUGGCCGACCGCUCCGCAGCUGAUCGGGAGUUGUUCCGAGAGGCCAGAGGAGAAGGAGGAGGAGGAGAAAUGGGAGGAGAAGGAGGAGACGAGACAGCGACGAGGCAUAAGAAAGGCCCCAGAGAGGCAACCACGAGGCUACGAAGAUGCAACACUCCAACGAUGCAACGCUGCGGCCUUGCAAUCCCGCAGCGUUGCUGUGCAGCUUCUGCAAGCGCGCUGGCGGAUGCGCGCGACAGCGCAACUGCAUACCCACUAGCAAGGUCACUAGGUUGA
This is a messenger RNA of Prorocentrum cordatum, 405 nucleotides long. The record is from the annotation of a GenBank genome assembly. NCBI's taxonomy places the organism in Eukaryota, Dinophyceae, Prorocentrales, Prorocentraceae.